Porites evermanni is the source of this 6354-nucleotide messenger RNA. Lineage: Eukaryota; Metazoa; Cnidaria; Anthozoa; Scleractinia; Poritidae. The record is from the annotation of a GenBank genome assembly.
AUGACAAUAGACUUCCAUUUUGAUGAAGAUGGAAAGCCGCUGAAGGAAUUGGACGACUCUGUUUGGUAAUAUUUUUAGCUAGAUUGAUAUGCACUGACUUCUCAAAAGCCUGCGUCAUACAAAACUGUAAAAUGUAAACAAUGUCGAAUUUCUCUCAAACCUGGCUGUCGAAAAGAGCUCCGCUCUGUGAAGCAAGGUACGAGCUAGUCAAGAGAAAAACAAUCGAGAUUUAGUGUCUUUCCCCAUUCUCUCACUCGUCUUUACCCUCAGUCAGUUUCGGUAGAUAUGAGGCUGGUCAGUGUGUAACAGAAGAGUGGUAUGCGAAUUCUGAUUCCUGGCCUGUUUUUAGGAACUUUCACGUGUGGAACGAGUCAUGGUUCAAGCGCCCUGAUUUACCAGACGGGCAUGAUGGGUGGCAAGCGCAUGAUGCCACGCCCCAAGAAACUAGUUACGGUAAGAAGAGAGAACAAUAUAUUAAUAUUUUAUAGUUUCCCUUCCUGUUAUUGAAAAGAAAAACAGUGGCAAAUGUAGCAAGAAUUUCAGUUAUACUUGGAGGUCAUCUAGAAAUGAAAAAAAUUUUUGUUCGUGUUUUUCAGUUUUUAGGGACUCAAAUCCACGCCUUAGAACUGUGAAAAACACAAUACAACGCUGGUGUUACAUGUCACCAGUCCCAUGCCUUAUUCUCUUACCCCUAAGUACUGAAGUCACACUAGAAGUCAAGUCAUGCCCAAUUAUAUAUUGCAGUGAAUAAACAGAUUUAGUAAUAUAAGGCCUUCAUACUUGCCACAUAAAUGGUCAAGUUAUUCAAGAAGCCAGUUUUGCUCAGUGUGAAAGAGCUACAUUUUCUAAAAAUACAAAAUUAAUAUUUCAAAAAAGAAUUACUUAUCUCUAUAAGCUCACCUGAGGUCAGGCCCAUUCUUUUAGCAGCUCUCUUUCGUGGUUGCGUUAAAACAAAAAAAGAGCCUGAUCUCAGAUUAUUCAAAAGCUCAAAAUGAUUUACACGGUUUCAGGAGUGUUUCGAUGUGGUCCAGCCUCGGUGAAAGCAGUGAAACAAGGAGAGGUAUAUUUACCGUAUGAUACUAGCUUCGUGUUCGCUGAGGUGAAUGGUGAUCGAGUAUUUUGGGAAGUGGAAGAAGACGGCCCCAUGAAACCUAUUCGUGUAGAUAAGAAAUGCAUUGGAAAGCUGAUCAGCACUAAAGCGGUUGGGAGCGACGACAGAGAAGACAUAACUCACGAGUACAAACAUCCUGAAGGUAUAUUAGCUUUAAGCAAAUAGACCUUGUUUAUUGUAACUGUCUGUGUUCCUACUGUCCCCGCCCAGGGCCAAUGGAAGCUCGAUCCGCCAUUAAUUAUCUCGUUUCCGUGAAAGUAGUGCCAUAAAGGUAUUUUAUUUCGCCUCAGUUUUCUUCCACGAAUGGCUAUUAAACUAGUGGUUAUUUCAAGAAAUCUUGUAAGGUAUUGCUGUAACUUUCAAAAUUGCAGGUCACUUGGAAAUGCUGAAUCCUUUGAUUAUAAAAAAAACUGGAGAAAUUGCCUAAAUUGACAAAAAAUAAGUUAAACAUGUGCGUUAACAAAAAUGCUUUAAGAAAACGUUUCAUAUAAUUCAGCGGCCGACUUGACAUUUUCUCAGAAGCGUAUAUUGGCACCAGGUAAAAACGUGUCCGCUCUAAUUACCGCUAUCGAGAACAGAAAGAAGAAAAUCAACAUUACUAGACAUUGAUAUAAAGCAGGCCUCAGAUUCAUAUGCAAUAAUUAACAAUUAUUCCUCGAGCCCGAAUGGACUCUGAGUCAAUAGCCCAUGAGGCCAAAGGCCGAAUGGGCUAUUCAUUCAGAGGCCAUGAAGGCGAGAAGAAUAAUUGUUUAAUUUGGCAAAAUCCAACUAGUUAGUCAAAAACAUCGAGACAAAACAACUUAAGCUAGCAAAACGCGAUUCAGCCGUUGCUUUGGUUUUCAAAGCCGCCACUUUUCGCUACUAGUGGGCUAUAACAUAUAGCCUUGUAGUAGCUCAACCAAUCAGAACGCAGCAUUGAUAAUAGAGCACUAGCUGGAUUUUAUUAAUUAUGUUUUUUGUUUACCUUUAGGUUCCAUAGCAGAGCGACGUGCGGUGGAGCUGGCAUACAAAUUCAGCAGCCGUAAAGACCAAGCAAUUUAUGGACUACCAGCUGAAGACAUUAAGUUUACAUUUGAUCUCCCGGAAGAUGUACCCAUAGGAAAGGAUGUAAGUGUGGCACUGAAGAUGAAGAACACCACUUACCAGAGCCGUACAGUUAAGGGUAAAAUGACAGCAGUGAUUGGAUUUUACACUGGUAUACCCUGCAAAGAUUUGAAGGAGGAAGAAUUUGACAUGANGCACUAGCUGGAUUUUAUUAAUUAUGUUUUUUGUUUACCUUUAGGUUCCAUAGCAGAGCGACGUGCGGUGGAGCUGGCAUACAAAUUCAGCAGCCGUAAAGACCAAGCAAUUUAUGGACUACCAGCUGAAGACAUUAAGUUUACAUUUGAUCUCCCGGAAGAUGUACCCAUAGGAAAGGAUGUAAGUGUGGCACUGAAGAUGAAGAACACCACUUACCAGAGCCGUACAGUUAAGGGUAAAAUGACAGCAGUGAUUGGAUUUUACACUGGUAUACCCUGCAAAGAUUUGAAGGAGGAAGAAUUUGACAUGAUUUUGGAACCGAGGAAGGGUGGGUAGAAUUCCAGAGUUUUUAAUAUUUUUGUCUGUUGCUCCUUUACGAUCAUGCUUCUCUAUCUUUCUCUAUCCGUUUUAGUGAUUCCUGAUUUCUUCAUUCCCUUUUGAGAAAAGCUGGACCGUAGCUGGACUUCAGGUCCGGGCCCGGGUUCUCUCUUCUUCUCGUCUCCUCGUCUUUCUCGCUCCAGGUGAUGAGGUUGACAGUGGUUAUUUACCAUUUACAAAAAGUUUUCGGAAAACCCGGUUGUAAAGUAAAUAGAACACGACUUUCUGGAUCGUUCCAGCGGAAAAUUUCCGGGACCAACGGAACAUCUGAAAUAUUCCAAACGGGAAUUUUUUUCCAUCUCUUUAAAGCCAUCUUUGAUACCAGUUUCAGGCCUUCGCAGUAGGUCGUUUUUCGGUAAAUGGAACCGAUUUGUACAAAUGGCCAACGCGAUUCGGGGAAGAAAUUAACCUGUCCUGAAUUUUUGUACCAUUUGCCCAAACCGUGGGCACACUUGUUUGCCCAUGUAAAUGGUAAACAACUUGUCUCUUGCUUCUCUAGACAACAGAACUUCUUAAACUACAGGUGUAAACGGACGUAACGUUUUGGCCAAGAACUCCCAACAUUGUUGGAUGUUACUAACAUGGCAUGUUUCGUCUGUCUGUACACCCUAUUGCAUGUUGUUGCGUGUUGUUGGGAGUUGUUGCAUCCUUUUGCACACCACUGCAACACGGACGGAAAACACGCAACAUUGUUGGUGAAACAAUGUUGGGUUGUUGCGUCUGUUUGCACGUAGCUUAUUAAGGCUUAUUAGUUAAUAUUAUUGUGAGGACUUAGCAGUAAUUUUUUGGUGAGAGCCAAGUCAGCAUAAUCUAUUUUUUCCAUCAUUUUUUUGUAUAGAAAAAGCCUUUAUACUUGAGAUCCCGUCGGCCUUAUAUCUUGACAAGUGCGAAGCAGACGGGGGCCUGAAGAUUUAUGUCAAGGCGACAGUCAAGGAAAAUGGUCAGCGGUUUGCUUCAUAUGACAUAAUUGAGUUCCAGAAACCGGAUAUAAAGAUAGAGGUAAAUUGCUGAAUUUUGGAAAUAGUUUUUAAGUUGAAAAUUGUAUAAAAAAUUGUAUAAGCCUUCGAACUUCAUUUUUCCAAUUGCAAUCUGCUCUAAGCUUGCCUAGGGUAACUUAUGCCGAAAUUAGACGUACACAAUUUAUCGAGUGUUCUACAUAAAAAAAGUUUGUUUAUUUAUUUCAUUUGUUCAUUGUUCCAUUAGAUGAAAAUCAGCGCAAAAAAUGUCUUCCUUUGUUUACGUUCCGAUCUUUCCUUUUUUCAUAAUUCGUUUUCAAUCCCAAGCUAAAAGAAUUGGUUAACUGGAAAAGUUAUCCCUAAUGAAGGAAAAAGGCCAAAACAUGCUUUCGAAAUGUUACCCACGUUUUACGUUAUAUGACAUAUUUUUUUCAUUCAAUUAGGUCACUCGCGGUAAACCCAGAAUCGGCAACGACAUCGAAGUCAAGUUGUCGUUUGAAAAUCCUUUGCCACUAAACAUCACAGGAGGAAAGUGGUACAUUGAGACUUCGGGCGCUAAUCCAAAGAGCAAAAUUAUCCCCAACUCGUAAGUAUUUUUACUUUUUUAUCACUUCUUUAUUUCUUUUUUGUCUGCAGUUUUCAACUAAACUAGCCUUAAUAUAUAGAUUUAGUCAGGGCCAAAAGCGAAGCUUUCGUUAAUAUCUAUAGUUUACUGAAACAUCGUGUAAUGCUAAGCGGCGACGGCAACGAAAACAGCCAAAAACACAGUAGGUCUAAUUAGCAAAUAAGAAAACAACUUUGCACCUGCAGCACACUUUUUUGUGCAUUUCUUUGCCGUUGUUUUGCACGACGACAACGUGAAACUUCCAGAAACUUCCGAGUUACACGUUUUAUGGAGGAAAUGUUGUAUGUGGUCCUGUUCACCUUUUUCGCUGCCGCUCAAUUUUACCUUGUUGGCCGCUAGCAUUUCUUAUUUUCUCACGGCCGCUAUAAAAUUUUCAUGUUAUUCUUCAAACGAAAUUGGUCUCCUUUGUUUUUUAUCUCUGGCUCUAGCUCUUUCUUUGUUAUCCACGCCAAUAAAGACAUUAAAAUUAAGUCGAAAGAAAGAAUCGGCUUUGUUGUUGCUGUUUUUUAUCUCUAAAAAUCCGGGUGGCUAUGUGAUGUACCGCUGAACGCGCGGGUACUUGAAAUGUAAAAUUCCACCCCGGCUUACAUGAACGGGUGGACGUACCAAAAUUUCUUGGAUGCAUAGAUUACCAAAUUUUCUUACCCAUGGUGCUUCGCUAUUAAAUUAUCUCUUCACUGAUUUUUAGUAUAGGCUUCACAUUCUGGCCUGUGAACAGGCCUAAGUUUACGUAGGUCUGGCACCCUAUUAGAACAUGAUUUUCUGUGGCUCUUGUCCAAGCUUUGGUGCAACCGACGGUACCUGGGUACCCCCUUUGGGCAGAACCUCCUCGUAUGUGAUGGGCGUUUUAGGAAGUAUCCUUUUGUUUUAAUUUAUGACUCUGUAAUCAGUUCGUGUAGCGAACACCAUUUUAAAAAGAUAUAUUUACAUUUGUGUUUCUAUCGUUCACUUUAGUGCAACUGUUUCUGAAGGAAGGGAGGUGCAAACAUCCUUCAAGAUAUCACCUUACCGAGCAGGGCUGUGUCAAGUGUGCGCCACAUUUAGAUCAGAUGUUAUCAGCGGUGUCCGUGGUUAUGGCAGCCUAAAAAUUUCAGAGUAAACUGAAAGCAAUCACUUUGUGGUAGAACAUUUGACUUUUCGUAAAUUUAACUGCGUCAAGAUUUAUUUUAUAUAUUUUUGGCACAAAUUAAGGGGCGGCAAAGUGGUUAUUCCAGAGAAAAGUAACUUUUACUUUUUUUACCUUUAAUUGACUAAGCAUGAUGGUAAUCGUCUACCUCGGAAUCGCUAUCAUACUUUGGUGUAAGGAUAAAAAAACGCUGAUGAAUCAACAGACAACGAAGUGAGGUUGGGUCAUUGUUCAAAGGACCUAGUAAUAUGCUCAAUUUCCAUAUAUAGUGACGAUAUCAGCUUAUCACUUAAUUAAUUGGGUUCACUAAGAAAGGCAGCAAAAAAAAUAACGCUGCGAGCAGGAUUCGAACCUGCGCGGGGAAACCCCAUUGGAUUUCAAGCCCAACGCCUUAACCACUCGGCCAUCGCAGCUUCUACAUUACUUCUCAUAUAAAAUGGCUGUAAAAAAUCUAAGGCAACCUUGCUCACUUAGCAACGUUUCUAAUACCAUAGGGUCUGAAAAAAGUACGUCACUUGAAGUUCAGCGCUAGCAUGAAACGAGUAAUGAAGUCGCGUAAACCUGGCAAACAUAUAUUACUGCCAUUAGAAAGGUCCGCUGCUAUGAGAAGGCAAAGAUUUAAGUUCGCCUAUGGCAAAAUACGCAUAUUGGUGGGGUGGGGGCAUAUAAGAGUGAUUGUCAGUAGGCCUUGGCGGAUUUUGCUCCUAAAAGUGCCAUAUCAUGCUACUAGCGGUGCUCGAAAUUUUGCCAAAUUAUGCCAAAAUUAUGCCAGAAUUCCCAAAUUAUGCUCCUGAUUUCCGAAAUUAUGCUCACAAAAUGACCUAGAUUCUGUACAUAUAGGCGCGCAAUAACGACACCAAAUUAUGAUGUUUUUCAAAUAAACUGUUGUUGUAAAUUUAUUUCUGUUUUAUGGCAGUUU